AUCAGCCCCUUGUUUUGGGGGCUGCUCCAUCAUAAAGCAGCGAGGAUACUGCUUGGUCCAAAUCCAGCUAACACUGAAACAUGGCACCCAAGAAAGCAAAGAAGAGAGCGGAGGGAGCCAGCUCCAAUGUGUUCUCCAUGUUUGAACAGGCCCAGAUCCAGGAGUUCAAAGAAGCGUUCACUAUCAUGGACCAAAACAGAGAUGGCUUCAUUGACAAGAAUGACCUGAGGGACACCUUUGCAGCUUUAGGCCGUUUAAAUGUCAAACAAGAAGAGAUUGAUGACAUGCUGAAGGAGGCACCAGGGCCCAUUAAUUUCACUGUCUUUCUCACCAUGUUUGGAGAGAAACUAAAAGGUGCUGACCCAGAGGAGACUAUCCUUAAUGCUUUUAAAGUCUUUGACCCUGAGGGAAAAGGAACACUAAAGAAAGAGUUUGUGACAGAGAUGCUGACGACCCAGGCUGACAGAUUCUCUGCUGAAGAGAUGGAGCAGAUGUUUCAGGCGUUCCCUCCAGAUGUGGCAGGGAACCUGGACUACAAGAACCUCGUCUAUGUCAUCACACACGGUGAAGAGAAAGACCAGGAAUAAUCACGUCCUCCCUCACCGGGUCGUAUUUGUGCUGAGAUAUGAUCACAUAUGACAGCAAAAAUGUAACUAACUUCAGCUUCAGUUUUUGAAUGUGCACAUGGAUCAAUGUGUUCAUUAUUCAUUCAUUCAUGAUUAUAACAUGUAUAUGUAUGUAUAUUAUUUGAAUAUAAAUUAGUAAUCUCUUCAAAGGUGAAAUUAAAAGUGUAUUUGACGUCAGAUGUUUUUGACAAAUCAAUAAAGAAAGAUUCAACCUCA
Messenger RNA from Oreochromis aureus, 842 nucleotides. RefSeq names its product myosin, light chain 2b, regulatory, cardiac, slow (gene myl2b). The transcript has 7 exons. Gene Ontology annotation, biological process: cardiac muscle contraction; muscle cell fate specification; heart development. Bases 81 to 587 code for a protein of 168 amino acids. Gene Ontology annotation, cellular component: myofibril; cytoplasm. The record is from RefSeq and is a predicted model, not a curated record. Gene Ontology annotation, molecular function: calcium ion binding. NCBI's taxonomy places the organism in Eukaryota, Metazoa, Chordata, Actinopteri, Cichliformes, Cichlidae.